AUGACGGCCAAGAGCCCACCCACGAAACACAGAUUGUCUGUUAAUUCAGUUCGAGUUUUCAGUUUUGUGGAUGCUGAAAAAGCCUAUAUAUCUGCAGAUUUUCUUUCAGUGUGCUUUCUGACUAUUGCCGGAAUGAUUUCUACAUUCCUGACACAGGCUCUGCUGUGCAGUGUCUGGUGUCCUGUAGCAUCUACAACUAUCUUCAGUCUAGCUCCCAACCAGUUAUUCACAAUGGAUGCCCUCAAUGGUGUUGCUGAAACUGAAGAUCCUAAACAAGCAUCUACUGUUCCCCCUGUUCCAGACCUGGGGACAAAUGAAACUGAUCCAGUCGCAGAUGUUGGAACUCACGAAAACAGUAGUGCAGCAGGAAAACAGUGCUUCUGUGACAGUCCUGCGCCUGAAGGACAAAAGGGAGAACGGGGUGAAAAAGGGGAUCCAGGUAACCCAGGGAAAAAAGGAGUACAAGAGCCUUUGGGAGAAACUGGACAACAAGGACUAAAGGGAGAAAAGGGUAAUCAAGGAUCCAAAGGUGAUCUAGGUAAACCAGGGCCUCCUGGUCAGAAAGGAGAACAAGCUACAAAAAUGUGGCAUUUACCUUGGCACAGAGCCACCUUCAUUAUACUUAUUGCUGCUGCUGAACGCACAGAGGCGAAAGCUACCCUGGCUGAAAAGUUUACUAAGAUAAAGGCUCCAGAGAUGGAGGUCACUGAUGGCCUUGACACAUCCAUUGUGCCACCCACUGAAGAAAGUCCGUUCACAGAACUAUCGGAAACAAGCGAAAUGCCGGUGGAGUUAUCCUCGCUGAAGCCGGCCUUCAGAACGGCCACCACGCUGUUUCCUUUUGAAAAUUUUACUCUUGACACAGCUGAUUUCUUUUUUAAUUGCUGUGAUUGCUGUACCCCUGUGUCAGGUCAGAAAGGGGAACCAGGAGAGCAUGGACUGCCAGGUCCUAAAGGAGAGCUGGGAGAUGCUGGCCCUCAGGGCCUACCAGGAAUUCCUGGACUUCAAGGUCCAAAGGGCUUCAAAGGAGACAAGGGAGAUAAAGGAGAACAGGGUGACCAAGGAACAAAUGGAAUUCCAGGGUAUCCAGGUAAACCUGGAGAACAAGGUGAAGCUGGAGUUAAAGGAGAUAAAGGAAACUCUGGCCUUCCUGGAAUGAAGGGACAGAAGGGAGUGAAGGGGGACACUUGUGAGAAUGGGACCAAAGGAGAGAAGGGGGACAAGGGAGAGCUGGGCUUACAGGGGCUAGAUGGGGAAAAUGGAGAUAAAGGGGAAAAGGGAGACCUGGGGGAAAAGGGGCAUUGUGGGGAACCAGGGGAGAGAGGAGAGAGGGGGGAAAAAGGGGAAGCUGGAAUAAAAGGGGAAAAAGGCAGCAAAGGAGACACUGGAGUUGAGGGUAUUCCUGGGAUGAAUGGACAACAGGGAGAAAAGGGUGAGCCAGGCAAUAAGGGUGAAAAAGGGGACUUGGGACCAGCUGGUGUGAUGGGACCUCUUGGGCCAAAGGGAAAUCCUGGUAGUAAAGGGGCACGAGGAGCUAGUGGAAAGAAAGGCUCCAGAGGUAUCAAAGGCUCCAAGGGUGAUAACUCAAAAGUCCGAAGAUCAGCUUUCAGUGCCGGCUUGUCAAAGUCUUUCCCUCCACCAAAUAUCCCUAUUAAAUUUGACAAGAUUUUGUACAAUGACCAGGAAGAUUAUAAUCCUUCUACAGGCAAGUUCAAUUGCAGCAUUCCUGGAGCGUAUGUCUUUGCUUAUCACAUGACGAUCAGAGGGCGGCCUGCUCGAAUCAGCAUUGUGGCACAAAACAAGAAGAUAGUCAAAACCCGUGAAACACUUUAUGGUCAAGAGAUAGACCAGGCGUCUUUCCUGAUCAUUUUGAAAUUAAAUGCAGGGGAUCAGGUUUGGUUGGAGGUGGGACGGGAUUGGAAUGGGAUCUAUGUCAGUGCUGAAGAUGACAGCAUAUUUACAGGGUUUCUUUUGUAUCCAGAUGAUAUUUUUGAGACCCUAGCAUAA
Molecule: messenger RNA, 2007 nt
Organism: Terrapene triunguis (Three-toed box turtle)
Lineage: Eukaryota; Metazoa; Chordata; Testudines; Emydidae
Gene: OTOL1
Product: otolin 1
Exons: 9
Coding region: 1-2007 (668 amino acids)
Molecular function (GO): protein binding
Source: RefSeq, a predicted model, not a curated record